AUGCGCGUCCUCCAGCUCCUAUCCAGCCUCCUGGCCUACCUAACCCUCGCCUCCGCAACCGCCCUCACCUACAAGCUCGCCGCGAACGAGAAGUCCUGCUUCUUCACCAAUGUGCAGCAGAAGGGCGCCAAGGUUGCGUUUUACUUUGCUGUCCAAUCCGGCGGCUCCUUCGACGUCGGCUUCUCGGUCGUCGGCCCCAACGAGAGGAUCAUCAUGGACGGCACCAAGGAGCGCCAGGGCGACUUCGUCUUCACGGCCAACGACGUGGGCGAGUAUCGGUUCUGCUUCGACAACGAGAUGAGCACGUUUGCGGAGAAGAUGGUGGAUUUCGAGGUUGCCGUCGAAAACGAAUCCCGCGCCCAGCUCCCCAGCAAGCAAGGCACCUCGCCCGAACAAACCACAGUGCUCGAAGAGUCGAUCCUCAAGCUCUCCGCCCAGCUCUCCACCAUCAACCGGAACCAGAAGUACUUCCGGACGCGCGAGAACCGCAACUUCAGCACCGUGCGGAGCACCGAGCGGCGCAUCUUCAACUUCAGCGUCAUCGAGGGCGUCAUGAUGGUCAGCAUGGCCGGGCUGCAGGUGUUUAUCGUGAGGUUCUUUUUCCAGGGGGCCAGGAAAGGUGAGUGCGAAAUCUGGGAGGGUUGA
Messenger RNA from Coniosporium apollinis CBS 100218, 645 nucleotides. RefSeq lists its product as uncharacterized. Gene Ontology annotation, cellular component: endoplasmic reticulum; endoplasmic reticulum-Golgi intermediate compartment; Golgi apparatus. NCBI's taxonomy places the organism in Eukaryota, Fungi, Ascomycota, Dothideomycetes. Gene Ontology annotation, biological process: Golgi organization; endoplasmic reticulum to Golgi vesicle-mediated transport; protein retention in ER lumen. The record is from RefSeq and is a predicted model, not a curated record. The transcript is spliced from 3 exons. The coding region runs from base 1 to 645 and encodes 214 amino acids.